This is a messenger RNA of Esox lucius (northern pike), 9007 nucleotides long. RefSeq names its product bromodomain adjacent to zinc finger domain, 2Ba (gene baz2ba). Lineage: Eukaryota; Metazoa; Chordata; Actinopteri; Esociformes; Esocidae. Gene Ontology annotation, molecular function: protein binding; DNA binding. The record is from RefSeq and is a predicted model, not a curated record. The transcript has 35 exons. The coding region runs from base 134 to 7678 and encodes 2514 amino acids.
AGAAUAGCAGAUUCAUCAGGACUGACUUACUCACCGAGAGAGAUGCCUGAACCGCCCCGUCUGCCCCGCGUUGGGCUUUUGGUGUGGCUAAUGAUCUCUAGACCCCACCGCGUUCUCCAUAGGGACAUUUCUGAUGAUGGCGCUGCGUGAAAACCCGGCCGGUGUUUGGACGCCGCCGUUGCAUGCGGCUGAUUGGUGGAGUUGCCGGCCGUUUAGACCCCCACCGUACCCGACGCCGCGUUCCCCUGCCGAGGAAACGUGUUGUUGUUGCCACAGCGUCGUUGGCAGUUGGUUAGAUAUAGACUUUCCAGCUGCCCCUUUAAAAGAUAUGGAGUCUGGAGAGCGGCUGGCCUCCCCUGCGCCUCCCACCCUGCCCAGCGCUCGCACCUCCUCUCCGGCUGCCUCUUCCUCCUCCUCUUCCUCAUCCUCCCCAGCUCCACACUCCAAGAGCAGCCUGGCCCCGAGCCCUGCCACCUCCCUGGGAUCCACCCUCAGCACGUCUGGUCGUUUGUACGGGGCGGUGAGCGACCAACCCUACACGCUGUCAAGUGCCUUCCCCCUGGUCAGCCACCCAGCCUUCGGCCUUUACACCACCAGCUCAGGACGGCCAGAGUUCGGGGGGCUGGGGUCCCUGGGCUCCCUAGGGUCUCUUGGCUCCCUGGGGAUGUCUGCUGCCCUGGCCACACACCCCCAGCUCGGAGCUUUGUCAGAAUGGUGGCGAGCAGCGGAGGCCCACAGCAGGGGCGCGGCGGCUUUCCUUCCUCCGUUCCUGGGGCUCCCCCCGAUGUUCUCCCCCCACAUCCAGCCGAACCAUAGCCCCAGCCCCCUGCAGCCCUCCUGCAGGACCCCUGGCAAGAAUGGACGAGCCCCCAAAGGGCUGAACGGCGCGGUGAAUGGAAGCAGAGUCUCCUCUCCAACCAUGCAGGGGUCCUACUCCAUGAGCAUGUCCCCAUCUCUGGGCAUCUCCCAGGUUUCCAAGGGCCCCAACCCAAAGGCCAGGGGCCCCAGGAGCAGCCCUCACAGCCAGACCCCAACAGCGGAACUACAUCAGGGGAAACCGGCUCAGCAGCCAGACAACACAACCAGCACACGCUCCUACCCAACGCAGAAGCCCAGCAAGCAGCCAGCAGAGGUCGCUGGGGUCAGUGAGAGCGACUCGGGCUCAUUGUCGGACAGUUCUAGCAACGGAGCCAUCAGCAGCGACUUGGAGGAUCUUGGAGGAGAAGAGGAGGAGGAUGACGAUGAAGACGACGAGGAUGACGAGGAUGAUCAAUGUGAGGUGUCGAACUCCGAGAAGGACAAAGAGAGGCAAAUGAAGAAAAAGACAAAGGCCGGGACACUGAGCUUGACCACGCGGGAGGCCCAAGACAAGAGGGACAGCCUUCCUCGCAGACUACCCACCGACCCCCCCACCCUGGUCCCCUCUCGGCGCUCCCCCUCCCCACCUGCUCUGUCCCAGAGCCUCCCCCUGCCCCUCCAGACACCCUGGCCUAGGGAAGAGGGCCUCCAGCAGCACCUCAGUGUGAUCCAGUCCACAGGCCUAGCGGCGAGCUCUAAGCCCCUGGCCCUUCUCACCCACCCGCGGAAGGAAACCUCCCUAUCGUCCCUGUCCCCAAUCCCCCUAAUCGCCUCCCCCAAGGUGCUGCCUUCCUCGCCCCAGCCCCUGGCCCUCUGCUCGUCCCCCAAGCCCCUGUCUGUGCCCUCCCCGCCGCGUCCGGCCCCCCUGUCCUCCUCGCCUCAAACCUUACCUCUUCUCACGCCACCCGCAGCAGCCAACUCCCAGCUGCCCAAAUCGGCGAAGACUCCGGGCGGCGGGAAGACCAGUAAGAGGAAGCUGCUGGAGGAAUCGCUCUCUCAAAUCAACGAGUUCAGGCUGAAACAGUCUUUUCUGUCGCAGGGCCAGACGUUCCCGGCAGCGCUGCCCAAGAAGCAGCCCGGUCACAAGAACGGCAGGAAGUCUGCUGGGGUGACGUCAUCAUCCUCCUUGGCACCCCCCAAGCUGUCCUCCGAGAGACCGCAGGGCGGGGGUGGCAGGAGCAACAAGCUGCCCCCUGCUCCUCUCCCCUCCCCACCCCAAAACAACCACUCCAACCUCUUUCUGUCCAGUGCCCUCCUGGGCGUGGCCAUGCACCCCCACCCGAACGGAGUCAUCCAAAGUACCACCGCUCAGGACGCCCCGCUGGCCCUCAUCACCAAGCCUCGCAAGGACCCUAACAAAGACCUUAACAAGGACCCUAACAUAGACCUUAACAAGGACCCUAACAAAGACCUUAACAAGGACCCCGGCAAGGACUUUUCCGGGGCAGGGGCAUCACUCACGCCCGAGCUGGGUGCGUCCCUUUUGCCCGGGACGGGGGCGUCCCUCGCGCUGCCGGUCAACCUCAGUACCGGCGGAAGGGCCCACUCCGCCUCCUCUCAGGGCCCCUCUGCCCGGCACGCUACCUCACCCUUAUCGGCCACGACACGGGGCCCCAGGAAGAGCAAGGCCCCGAAGGCCCCUAAGCUCCAGACACAAGCUCAGGCCCAGGGCCCUGUGACAGCCUGGAAGGGCCUCUCUCAGAGCCACCUGGUCCAGUCUCUGGUGGACCUGUUCCGGGGGGCCGAGGCUGGACUCCCAGGGCUCCCUGGCAACAAGGACUCGGAUGACUCAGUUGAGGAUGACGACGAUGACGACGAUGAUCUGGACGAUUUGGAGGAUGACGAGGAGGACUCAGAUGACAGUUUAUCAGAUUCAGACAGUAACUCGGACAGCGACGCGGAAGUCUCCGGUGGCAAACCGAAGGACCUGAAACUGCCAUCGUCAGGCUCCGCCUCUAAGAGGGAGCUGAGUCACACCUCCUUACUGAGCAACUCAACCAAUCACACGGCCACCAGCUGCUCUCCACUUAACCUGCAGGUCAUCAAGACGCCCACCAUAGUUACCAGCUCCAGUGCCUUGGCCUAUCAUAGUUCACCUUCCUCCUCCUACUCCCUGGCCACGCCCCCAGGCGCAGGAAAAAGAAAGAGGGUGAUGGAUGAGCAGGAGCUGAGGAUCCCUCUGGAGUUAGGCUGGCAGAGAGAAACUCGGAUCAAAAACAUGUCUGGGAAGAUGCAAGGCGACGUGGUGUACUAUGCGCCGUGCGGGAAGAAGCUGAGGCAGUACCCCGACGUGGUGAAGUAUCUGUCCAGAAAUGGAAUAAGUGGCAUCACACGUGAUAAUUUUAGCUUCAGUGCAAAGAUAAUGGUUGGUGACUUCUAUGAAGCCAGAGAAGGACCCCAGGGUCUACAGUGGAGUCUGCUGAAGGGGGAGGACGUCAUCCCUCGAAUCCUGGCCAUGGAGGGCCGGCGGGGACGCCCCCCCAACUCCGAGCGCCAGCCGGGGGCCGAGGGGAGCAAGGGCUCUCGCAGGAGGAAGGGCCGGCCUCCCAACGUGGGGGAAGGCCUGGGGGUGGACGUGCCUAGCCCGAGCGAGGCCAAGCUGUUACGCAAACUGGAGGCUCAAGAGAUCGCCAGACAGGCAGCCCAGAUGAAGAUGAUGAGGAAGCUCGAGAAGCAAGCUAUGGCCAGGGCAGCCAAAGAGGCCAGGAAGCAACAAGCCAUCAUGGCCGCAGAGGAGAGGAGGAAGCAGAAGGAGCAAAUCAAGAUCCUUAAGCAGCAGGAGAAGAUCAAGCGUAUUCAGCAAAUCAGAAUGGAGAAGGAGAUGAGAGCACAGCAGAUCCUGGAGGCUAAACGGAGGAAGAAAGAAGAGGUUGCAAAUGCCAAAAUUAUGGAGGCAGAGAAACGAAUAAAGGAGAAAGAAAUGAGAAGACAGCAUGCGGUCAUUUUAAAGCACCAGGAGUUGGAGAGGCAUAGACUAGAUAUGGUAUGGGAGAGAGAGAGACGACGGCAACAUGUGAUGCUUAUGAAGGCAGUGGAGGCGCGCAAAAAAGCUGAGGAACGCGAGCGCUUGCGGCAGGAAAAGAGGGAUGAGAAACGCCUGAACAAGGAGAGGAAAUUAGAGCUGAGGAGACUGGAGCUGGAGAUCGCCAGGGAGCUGAAGAAGCCAAAUGAAGACAUGUGUCUGGCUGAUCAUAAGCUUCUUCCAGAGUUUUCCAGAAUCCCCGGGCUGAUCCUGCCGGGGGGGGCCGUGUCCGACUGCCUGAUGCUGAUGCAGUUCCUGCGCGGUUUUGGGAAGGUGCUGGGGUUCGACGUGACGACGGACGUUCCCACCCUGGGCACGCUGCAGGAGGGCCUGCUGAACGUCGGGGACAGCAUGGGCCACGUCCAGGACCUGCUGGUCAGACUGCUCUCCCUGGCCGUGUGUGACCCCGGGCUGCCCCCAGGACACAAGACUAAGACCAUGUUGGGGGACCACCUGACCAACGUGGGCAUCAACCGCGACAACGUGUCAGAGGUGCUUCAGAUGUACAUGGCGGCGCACUGCGGUCAGACUGACCUGGCCGAGCUGGCCCUCAGCCUGAAGACCAAGGCCUUCCAGGCCCACACGCCCGCUCAGAAGGCUUCCAUACUGGGCUUCCUGGCCAAUGAACUGGCCUGCAGCAAGAGUGUCGUUAGCGAGAUCGACAAGAACCUCGAUCAGAUGACCAACAUGAGGAAGGACAAGUGGCUGGUCGAGGGCAAACUCAAGAAGCUGAGGGCCAUCCACGCCAAGCGGACAGGGAGGCGAGAGGCCAGCACAGGGGGCGAGGAGAACCAGCUCCUGGGCACCCCCUCCUCCGGACUCAAGCGUAAGAGGAAGGCGGGAGCGGACAGCGACGAGGACGACGAGGACGACGAGGACAGCGAUGACCCGGCAGACGACGAGGAGGAGGAAGAGGAGGAGGAGAUGAAGAAAGGGAAGAAAGUGGAAACGUGCGACGAGGACGACGGGGACCAGGCCAGCAGCGUGGAGGAGCUGGAGAAACAGAUAGACAAGUUGUCCAAGCAACAGCAGCAGGUGAGGAGGAAGCUGUUUGAGGCGUCCCACUCCCUGCGCUCCAUGAUGUACGGCCAGGACCGCUUCCGCCGCCGCUACUGGGUGCUGCCCCACUGCGGGGGGGUCUUCGUCGAGGCUAUGGAGAGCGGCGAGAGCGCAGAGGAGCGGGAGAAGGAGAGGAGGAGAGCGGCUGCCAUGGAGGAGCUCGUUAAGGAGGAGCUGCAGGAGGAGGAGGUGCAGAAGGAGAAUCUUGGUUUGGUCUACGAGAAGAGGAGCGCCUGCGCCAAGGCGGGGUCAGCUGAAGCGAAGGGGGAGAAAGGUUCUCCCAAUCUGUUCCUCCAGCAGCCGGGCUCUCUGUCCAAACUGAGCACGCUCAUCGAUGUUGCUAAGGAGGUCCCCAAGGACACCCCGAAAGCCGAGGAAGAGCCCCACCCCAAACACAGCCCCACACCGCCGCCGCACUCCGUCACCACGACAACAAUGACGACGGCGCCAUCCUUCCCAACCCACGGUGCUUGCCAGACGGCCUUACCCACAAGCCCUUGUGCAGCAGCGAAACCUGCCACCCCCACCGCCUCGCCCCCCUCCUCAUCGGUCGUGAGCCCCCUGCCUCAGCUCUGCAGCCCCGGGAAGACCUCCUGCACUGCACCUCCACAGCACCAGUACCUCCCCAGUGACCAGCUCCUCAGGGUCCUGACGGAGCGGAGCGGUCACUGGUUCAGCCUGCUCCCCCGCUCCCCAUGUGACGACACCUCCCUGAUCACCUCCCCCGGGCCUCUCCAGUCCUCGCCGUUGCUUCCCUCUGGCCUCACGCGGCCCAGGUCUCCUCCGGCCUCCCCCGCGCUGCCCCUCACCCCCUCCGCGGCGUCGGCUUCACCCAGCCCCCUCCAAUCAGCAGGCCUCAGCAGCUACCCCCUGUCCGCCCUGCAGGCUAAAGCUGGCGGGUCGUUGCUGGGCCUCCCGGGGUUCUGCGGCAGUUGGCCCAAUGGGAUGAUGAGCCCCAGCCAGCUGCCCUUCUGCCGGAGUCCGCUGGCCUGCCACGCUGCCCUGGGCGCCCCGGAGGGCACCGCACCGCCCAGUGUCUCCAGCAAAAGCGAGUCGCCGGUACCCCCCGGCGAGAAGCCCUCGUACAUGGUGCCAUCUCCCGCCGCGAUGGAAGUGCCCAAGCAUUCGGACCACCCCACGCCGCGGCCCAUCCCUGAGGAGAUGCUGUCAGGCUGGUGGCGGGUGGUGGACAUCGAAGAGCUGCGCUCCCUGGUGAAGUCUCUCCACUGCCGAGGCAUCAGGGAGAAGGUCCUGCAUAAACAGAUGCAGAAGUACAUGGAGCUCAUUCCACAGGUCUGCACCAAAUACAGGGACGUGGCCAUGAUCGAGCUGUGCGAGCUGGAGGAGAGCCAGGUGAGUGUGGAGUCGGUGCGGGGCUGGUGUGUGGAGGAGCAGGCCAUGGAGAUGGACAUCGCCGUGCUGCAGCAGGUGGAGGAGCUGGAGAGGAAGGUGACCACUGCCAGCCUUCAGGUCAAGGGCUGGAUGUAUCCCGAGCCCCAAUCGGAGCGGGAGGACCUGGUGUACCACGAGCACAAGCCCUUCCCCAAACACCAGCCGGGGACGGGCGGCGGCGACAAGGACCCCAAGGACCACCCGGAGGACCGGGCGGACCACAAGCCGGGCGGCGCGCUGCGCCACGUGGACAACCCCCUGGACAUAGCGGUGACGCGCCUGGCGGACCUGGAGAGGAACAUUGAGAGAAGGUACCUGAGGAGCCCCUUAGGAACCACCAUUCAGAUCAGGCUGGAUAAUGUGGGCGGUACCGGUACGGUCACUGUCCCCGCCCCUGCUCCAUCCUCUAGUGCUGACAGGGAAGGGGGUGAGGAGGAAGUGGCCCAUGGGAUGAAGGUGUGGAGGAAGGCCCUGGGUGAGGUCCGAAGUGCCGCCCAGCUGGCCAUGUGUCUGCAGCAGCUCCAGAAGUCCAUCGCCUGGGAGAGGUCCAUAAUGAAAGUGUACUGUCAGAUCUGCAGGAAGGGCGACAAUGAGGACCUGCUCCUGCUGUGUGACGGCUGUGACAAAGGCUGCCACACGUACUGUCACAAACCCAAGAUCACCACCAUCCCAGAGGGGGACUGGUACUGCCCCGCCUGCAUCUCUAAGGCAAGUGGCCCGUCUCCCAAGAACAAGAAGCCUCAGAGCAAACCCCCAGCGGGAGGAAGCGGUAAGAAACCAACCACCGCAGAGGCGAAGAGGAAUGGGAAGCAGGCCGGGAACAGUAACGGGACCGCGGACGUGCCUGAAGACAACCCACCGAGUGCUGGCAGCACACCGAAGAAAUGCGGAGCAAAGGAAACCCCCAACAGGAAGAGGAAAGUAGAGGAGAGUCCCGCCCCAUCUCAAGCCCCGCCCACACCCCAGUCACCCAAUCAGGACAGCCCUGUGUGUGUGAAGAGAGCAAAGACAGCCAGAGACAACAACCGAGAUCUUGGCUUGUGCAGGGUCCUUCUAGCUGAGUUGGAGCGUCACCAGGACGCCUGGCCCUUCCUUAACCCUGUCAACACCAAAGGUGUCCCUGGCUACAGGAAGGUCAUCAAGAAGCCCAUGGACUUCUCCACCAUCAGAGAGAAACUUGUCAGCAGCCAGUAUCAAAAUCUGGAGACCUUCAUCAUAGACGUCAACUUGGUGUUUGAUAACUGUGAAAAGUUUAAUGAAGACAAUUCAGACAUUGGGCGAGCGGGACACAACAUGAGGAAGUUCUUUGACAAGAGAUGGACAGAGCUUUUGAAGCAAACAAACUAAUACAUCUGUUGUUUUACCAGUCACCAUCAACGUCUAAAACCAGACCUCCAGUAAAAUUCCAUUUUGCUUUUUAAAACACCAUGUGUUAGGAACGAGAAGAUGACCUGUCUGUACCUUUGAAAACCUUUUGGGCGUUCAAGCAAAAUGUCACCUUGAGUCGACGGACUUAUAACGCUUGUGUUGCUACACAGUACAACAGGGAUCAAAACACCCAAAGAGUCCUACACAAUAUCAGCUGGGUGUCCUAGUGCAAUACCAUUUCCUAUUCAAGAUCAUUGCACUGAAUCUUCAUCUUCAUCAACCACCCGAGAUCUCUCUGCGGUAGAAUACUUUCCACUACUUGUAAAUAACCAUUUUUUUAUUUAAUCGUAUUAUAGUGAAUGUAUUUAAUUUUUUUAAUAAUUAUUUAUGAAUCAAUAAAUAAAAAAUAAAAAAGGUCCACUUCAUUUUCUAUGAAAAGGAAGAAUCAGCUCAACUGCUUUGAAUCGAAAGGAAUGUCGGUUUUUGUUUUGUGUGUUUUACUUUUCUUUUUUCACAAAUAUGAAACAAAGCCAAGAAAAAACUUACUGUUUACACUGUUCUAUGCUUUUCGGCAUCAGAGGACUGUAUUCAUUAUGUAAAACUGUACGACUGCAUUUAAUUACAAAAACUGCAGAAAACAGUCAGACAUUGGUGAUACAUGUGUAUAUACUGUUUAUUAAUGUCAAUAUUCAAGUCUUGUUUGAACGAUGUGUACAAAUUCUUUAAGAUAUCAGAUAUUGUUUAUGCCUUAGAAUGAUUGUAGCAUUCUAUUCUAUUUUAGUGAAAGUGAUGAACAUUAUCAUAAAUAUUGUUUGUACAAUAUAUACAUAUCCUCUGCAAACACUGUGGUAUCCUCAAUCUUGGUAGUGCCUGCCCUUCGACAAGGGUGUAGGGGAUAUUUUGUUUUCCUUUUCCAUUUUUAUGUUGUUAUCUUUUUCUAUAAUUUCAAUCCAACUUAGCCUCCAAAGUCUGACGGUGACACAGUUAUCAUUCCUAUCCUCAUGGUAAAAAAAAAAACUACAAAAAAAAAAACAUUGAAGUCUUUUUCAGUCUUUUUUUUUCUCUCCCAUUUCCCCACAUCUGCCUUGCUACAUUACAGAGGACAUCAGGCCAUUUGUAACCACUGUGUUUGAAUCUUGCUGUGUGUCGUGGCCUAAUGGAGGCAGCUAGAGUUUUUGUACCCAAGUCAGAGUACUUGAAGUUACUUUAUUUAAGAUAUUGUGGGAAAAAAAGUAUCAUUCUUUUUGUAGAAGCUUUAUUUUUCACUAGUGUGUGGCACGGACCUAUUAAAGGAUGUUUUUCAACCUA